This is a messenger RNA of Candida tropicalis MYA-3404, 1632 nucleotides long. RefSeq lists its product as uncharacterized. The transcript has a single exon. Gene Ontology annotation, biological process: protein deubiquitination; ribophagy. The record is from RefSeq and is a predicted model, not a curated record. The coding region runs from base 1 to 1632 and encodes 543 amino acids. Gene Ontology annotation, cellular component: ribonucleoprotein complex; Ubp3-Bre5 deubiquitination complex; cytosol. NCBI's taxonomy places the organism in Eukaryota, Fungi, Ascomycota, Pichiomycetes, Serinales, Debaryomycetaceae. Gene Ontology annotation, molecular function: mRNA binding.
AUGGCCACCACUAAUACUGUUUCUUCCCCAUCAGUCAACACCCAACCUCAACAACCACAACCGCAACCGGUUACUGGUGGACAGCAAGCUCAAACAAGUACUCCGACUGCCACUCCGACUGCCACUCCAACUCCAACUUCAUCGGCAACCACCACUUCUACUACCAAGCCACAAUUGACAGAAGAAAGAGUUUCUGAAAUUGGUUGGUUUUUCAUUAAAUCUUAUUACGAUUUCUUUCUUUCUAAAUUGGAUGAAAUCCAUAAGAUCUACCAUCCCCAAGCUUGUAUUAGUCAUGAUGCAUUCCCAGAAACCGAUUCUUUAUCUUCUUUGAAUGAAUUUAAUGGAAAAGUUCCUAUUGCUUAUAAAGCUAGAGGUAUGGAUGCCAUCAAGGAAACUUAUGCCAAAUAUUUGUCAGGUAGCAAAAACAACAGAAUUGUCAUUACUAGUGCUUGUUUCCAACUUUCUUUAAAUCAAAAUAUCAUAAUUGUUGUCUUUGGUGAAUGGAGUACCAACGAUCAACCUUAUAAACAAUUCACUCAAACUUUUGUUUUGGUUCCAGGUAAACAUGAAACCAAUUAUGAAGUAGCCAAUGAUAUUUUGAGAUUUGUUAUCAUUAAUGGAUACAAAGAAAAAAAUGAACAAGUUCAAGAAAAAGAAAUCAAAGCUGAACCUGUCACCAAGAAAGUUGCUGCACCAGUUGCUACUCCUGAACAAGAACCUGUCAAGGAAAAAGAAGCAGAACCUGUUUCUAACAACGUCAAACCUGUUCAAAAAGAAACUCCACCUGUUGCUACUGCGACUACUGUUAGUAACCCUGUUGCAAAUGGAUCUAAAGCUGAAGCUAAAAAGGAACCAGUUGCUCCUGUUCCUGAAGCUAAGAAACCUGAAGAAAAACCAGUUUCCAAACCUGAACCAGUUAAAGAAGAAAAACCUGAUGUUUUUGAACCAAAGAAAGAAGAACAAGAGGAAGAAGUUAAAGAGGAAUCUAAAGUAGAAGCUCCAGUUGAAGAAUCCAAACCAGAAGAAGUGAAAGAGCAAGUCAAUGAAGAAUUGAAAAAAGAAUCAGCCAAACCAUCCCCAUCACAACCAAUGAGUUGGGCUGCUCUUGCUCAACAAGCUGUUCCAGUGAAACAAGGUACCAAACCAAUUUCUUCACCACCAAUCACUAAAGCUCCAACUGCCGCCAAGAAACCAGUUUCAAGUGCCAGUAGUGCUUCAACCACUAGUGCUCAAUCAAAUGGUAAACAUUACAAAAAAGAUGAUUGGUAUCCAAUUUAUAUCAGGGGUAUUCGUCAUCUAGACGAACAAGAAUUGAAAGAUCAUUUGUCCAAGAAAUUUGGAGAAUUGAAAUAUUUCAAAGUCAAUGAAAACAUUUGUUUAGCUGAUUUUGUCAACCAAGAUGCUCAACGUAGAGCAUUAGAAGCUAAAGAAACCACUCUUAAUGGGAUCUCCAUUUCUUUGGAACCAAGAGAAUCCAAGACUGGUAAUAGUUACCAUGGUACAUCUGGAAACAAUGGAAGUUAUAAAAAAUUUGGCGGUCAAGGUAAAACAGGAGCUAAAAAUAAAGAAAAAUUUGAAAAUAAAAAAGUCAAUGGAGCCAAAAAGAAUGUGAACAAACCAGUUGCUAAAUAG